Molecule: messenger RNA, 5001 nt
Organism: Symphalangus syndactylus (siamang)
Lineage: Eukaryota; Metazoa; Chordata; Mammalia; Primates; Hylobatidae
Gene: CEP126
Product: centrosomal protein 126
Biological process (GO): non-motile cilium assembly; mitotic spindle organization; cytoplasmic microtubule organization
Cellular component (GO): midbody; ciliary base; centrosome
Source: RefSeq, a predicted model, not a curated record
GGCGGCUGCAGGGUUGCUGCCAACCCCCUCUGCUAUUGCCCGGCGAGGUUGCCGCUGCCUCAGCUGCCAUCGCCGCUACAGGCACCAGUGCCGCUGCGCGGGAGCUAAGGCUGUCGCAGCCAACCCUUCCGCGCCCGUGACGCGGGGCCUGAGAGACGGACUGUAGGGAGGGGCCGAGCAGGAGGAGGAGGAAGCCAGAGCUGCCAUGAGGGAGAUGCUGGGGGCGAGCAGAGAGGCGGCGCUGAAGUGAAGGAUGCUGGCGGGGAGGCCCGGAGCCCAGAGCACGGUCGGGGAACUGGGCACUAAAUCAUCGGACAACCUCGAUAGAGCCCCCCUCGGCCCUCGGGAGAGCGGCGGGCAUCACCGACCUGGCGCUUACCUAGAUAUGAAAAUCCAUCUGGAGAAAAAUUUAGAAGAAGAGCGCCAGAUAUUACUGCAGCAACAAAAAAUAUGUCGAAAUCGAGCACGUAAAUAUUUUGUGGAGUCAAAUCGGAGAAAAAAAGCUUUUGAGGAGAAACGAAAAGAACAAGAAGAAAAAGAACACCAAAUUAGAGAACAAAUACUUCAACAAAGAAAACAGAAGUUUGAAGAAGUUACUGAAAAAUUCCAGCGUGCCCAUAUUCCUCUUUCACAGCGGAGGAAAGCAGUUUUCCGAAAACCAGUUCCUCCAUUAGAAGAGGCCCUCAAACAAAUUCAGGAAUCCAACUUAAAAUCAGAAGUAAACCUUCCCUUUUCCCGUAGACCAACAAUAAACUGGAGAGCUAUAGAUUCUGCCUUGCCUUCAGCAUUAUCAAAAAAUGAUCACAAGCAUCAGAAACAACUCUUAUCCAAAAUCAAUUGUGAGAAAGAAAUGAAUGAAAACAUGAGGGCAACCUUGGCUACUAGCAAAAAUGUGUUCCAGCUUAAACUGGAGGAAACUCAGAAACUCCUAGAAGAUCAGCAUCUAAGCAAUUUGCAAAAAUUUUGUGAUGAAGUUAAUCAGAUAACCAAUUCUGAAACCCUCUCAAGUAUAGACAGUCUUGAGGCUACAGAGCAUGAAGAAAUAUAUUUAACACUUAAUAAAGAGCAUUCCACAUCCAUCCAGCGGAAUACCAUUUCCCUCAAACCAGCAAAUAUGCAAUCAACUAAUCUCAGCUGCUUUGAUGAAGAUAAACUGGCAUUCUCUAAAACUCAACAUAUAAAUAAUUGGCUUACAAAUUUAGAUGCUUCAAAUACUCAGAAUGUCACACCUUUCUCAGAUAUUUUAAGUAAAUCUAAUGUUCUGCCUUCAUGGGAAUGUUUUAAUAGUAAAGAACAAUAUCCAUCUCCUUUGAAUGGAACAGUGGAAAGAGCCACAAAUACUGCUAAUAAUUCAGUACCCUUUGUAUCUAGCCACCCCAUAUUUGUACUAGAUAAAAAAUGUGAAAAGACCUCUGAAACUAGCACUAUGAGGACAACUAACUCCACUUCUGGAGCAUUCAAAAGAGAGAGACCGUUAGUUACUGAGAGCCCAACAUUUAAAUUUAGCAAAUCCCAAAGCACUUCAGAUUCUCUAACCCAGGAAGUGGCUACAUUUCCAGACCAAGAGAAAUAUUCUGAAUUAAAUCAAGAAAAUGGAACUACUUCAGUUCCUGCUUCAUGUGUACCAGUGGCAACGCCUUUAGUUUUGCCAUCUAAUAUACAGUCAGCUAGACCUUCAGCAAAGAACAGUAUACACAUAAAAGAAAUUGAUGCAGUGCAGUGUUCUGAUAAGUUAGAUGAAUUGAAAGAUGGUAAAGAAGAAGAGAUAAAAUAUUUUAAUUGCAAUAAGGGAGAGUUGCCUUUAUUUUCAGACAGUUUUCAAGAUGCCUAUAUACCUCACAAUCCUGAUUCAAAAGAUGAAAAACAAAAAUUAGCUGAAACAUCAUCCUUGUCUAAUGUAACUUCUAAUUAUGACUUUGUUGGCCAGCAUAAGAAAAUGAAAUACAACAUCCAUGAGAGAAAUGGUGUGAGAUUUCUUAAAAGUAUUUUAAAGAAAGAAUCUAAAUAUGAACAUGGUUACCUUAAGGCAUUAAUUAUAAAUCAGAGCUUUAAGUUUGGAAAUCAAAAAGCAGCAGCUAUCAGAGAUAGUAUUGAAUUAACAAAGGAAAGGGAAAAAGGUGCAGAAAUUCCAAAGACUAUUAAAAAACUGAGGUGGUUUGAUGAAACUAGCAAUAUAGAAAACAAUGCUGAAGACAGUCAUUCACUGAAGAAUAAAACAGGAACAACUCAACAGCAUUCUCAACAAUUCCACAUUCAAAGUGGUGCUGGAAGCAACAUAGUUAGUGUUUCUACUUGUGCUGUAAAUUCUGCUGAUAGAAAGAAGUCCAGGGAGGAUUCUAUCUCUGAAAAUGUUACGACUUUAGGAGGAUCUGGAGCAGACCAUAUGCCUUUGAACUGUUUUGUACCUUCAGGUUAUAACUUUGCUAAACAUGCCUGGCCAGCCUCAAAAAAAGAAGAAAGUAAAAUCCCUGUACAUGAUGAUUCUAAAACUAAGCAAGAUAAGCCACUAAGAGGUAGAGCAAAAAUAAUUAGAAAACCAGGAUCUGCAAAAGUCCAUUCAGGCUUUAUAUGUACAAACAGAAAAGGCACUGUCAUUCAACCACAAUCUGCAAGCAAAGUCAACAUAUUUACACAAGCUCAGCGAAAAUUAAUUAUACCUCAUCCUCCUCCUCAAUCUGCAUCAAAUAUUAGAAGUGGUAAAAAUAUACAAGUGUCUCAGUGUCAAUCAGUAACUCCUGAAAAUCCUCAAAACAUUAUUACACGUAACUCUUUUAAUUCAAAACAUGUGCUUUCAACAGAACACAAUUUGAAUCAAUGGAAUCAGGAAAGUAGUUCUCCACUCUCAAAUGCUUGUUCUGACCUAGUCACUGUGAUACCAUCACUGCCAUCAUAUUGUUCUACAGAGUGCCAAACUUUCGCAAAAAUAAAUCAUUCAAAUGGCACUCAAGCAGUUGUCCAGCAAGAUGGGACAUUAUAUUGCACCCAAAGAAGUCCUGUUUGUGAAGAAAGUUAUCCCUCUGUGACUCUAAGAACUGCUGAAGAAGAAUCAGUUCCCUUGUGGAAAAGAGGGCCUAAUGUCCUGCAUCAAAAUAAGAGGGCUACGGGGUCUACUGUUAUGAGAAGAAAACGAAUUGUUGAAACUAAGCAGAGAAAUAUUUUAGAGCAGAAAAGACAAAACCCUGGAUCUCUAGGACAGAAGUACAGUGAGCAAAUUAAUAAUUUUGGACAAAGUGUCCUGCUAAGUUCAAGUGAGCCAAAACAAACUACAAGAGGUACUUCUUAUAUUGAAGAAGUUUCAGAUAGUACUUCUGAGUUUUUGAUGGCUGAAAACUUAGUGAAAGCAUCAGUGCCAGAGGAUGAGAUUCUGACUGUCUUGAAUAGCAAACAGAUACAGAAAUCAAAUCUACCUUUAAAUAAAACUCAACAAUUCAACAUCUGCACACUGUCAGCUGAAGAACAGAAGAUCCUAGAGUCCCUUAAUGAUCUCAAUGAAAGACUACAUUGAAACUUCUGAUUUUAUGUACGUAUCAAUACAGGCCCUGCUGACCAACAGCAGCCCCAGGCUCACCACCAGGCACUGGGCUGUGGACCUGAAGACAGUAGCUUCAGAAAAGAAGAGUCGUUCCACAUUCGGCAGUUUCCAUAGAUUUCCCCAGCAAGCUCCCCCUUCAUAGUUCCACUUCAGCAGCUUGGGCAUGCUUGGAUUAUCAGAUUUCCCUGCAAGCUUCAAUUUGUUUACCCACACCAGUGCUUCAAACAGCCUGCUUAGUCAUCCUUUCUCUGAUCCUGACUGGCAUGCCACAGUAGAGCAGGCUACAUUUUUAUCCCUUGCCCCAUAUACUCUGAUCCUUCAAUUUUCCUUUUCCAGACCCUCAUUUUCCCAGCUCCUAUACUUGGUAAAAUGUAAUUCCUGUAAUAAAUACCUUAGUCCUAUAAUUCUUAUAAUGGCUUUGUUUUCCUGAUGGACACAGUCUGAUAGAGGAAACAUAAAAAUAAGCGGUCUCUUAUAAAUCAGUGUAAAAAGCACUAACUUCACAGGUAUAUAAACAUAUGGGAAAUGAACAACAUUCUGAGUUCUGAAAAAAGCUUCCGAGUUAGCCAAAUGAAUAUUAUUUCAGAGACUGAAAAGGAGAAAGGAACUUCCAAGGACUAAAUCAAACAGAUUCAGGAUGAAGAGGGAGAGAGAAAACUGAAGAGGGAAGCAGGGGCUAACGUUCCCAUAGGUUUCCUUCUGGCGUGCCUAACUUUGUGGGUUCCAGGCCCUUUUCAUCAUUAGUUCCAUCAGACAUUGUUUUCACAAGCUCACCCCCAAGAACUCCCGUUUCUGCUAUACAACACUAUAGAGAUUUAUUGGUACCCAGAAUUUAUCUAGAAGAAAAUUUUAAAUAAAGAGUUUUAAAUGCAGGUGCAAAUAAAUUAGAAUUUUUCAUUGCACUUUGAACGCUGAAUUUUUAUUUAUUAUUUUUGAGACAGAGUCUUGCUCUGUCACCCAGUCUGGAGUACAGUGGAGCGAUCUCAGCUUACUGCAACCUCUGCCUCCCAGGUUCAAGGGAUUCUCCUGCCUCAGCCUCCCGAGCAGCUGGGAUUACAGGCACGUGCCAGCACACCCAGCUAAUUUUUGUAUUUUCAGUAGAGACGGGGUUUUACCAUGUUGGCCAGGCAGGUCUCGAACUCCUGACUCCAUGAUCUGCCUGCCUCGGCCUCCCAAAGUGCUGGGAUUACAGGCAUGAGCCACUGUGCCCGGCCUGAAACCUGAAUUUUUAAUGAAAUUGUAAAAUUGAACAUUUUCAAAGUGGGAAUUUUACCUUUUAGAGUAGAAAGGUACUGAUGAAAAUAACAUAAGGUUGAGGUAAAUAAGCUAUAAAGUCCUCUGCAAUCUUAACUCAUUACCUGGGAGAAUGAUGUCAAGAUGUAUUGAGUAUGCCACUAUUUGACAUGUCGGCCUAGUUUGUCGCUGCAGUGUUUUGGCAUGUGUUUGCAUGCUUGUUUCUUCUUUCUGAU